CGAGUUAACAAACAAACAGUUUAAGAAAAGUGCUCGUGCGCAAAGCACGCAAAAGCGGUAAAAUAGAAAAAUUCAACAAAAAUUAAGAAAAAUUAAAUAAUUUGGUUUUGAAUAUAUAUAUAAACAAAUUAACAAGUAUAUUAUAAAAAAAAUUCAACAAAAAAAAUGUGGACUAGUAACGAAUAAUAUAAUAAACAUUUCUUUAAAAAAAAUAUUUUAACAAUAUUUAAGAAAUUUUAAAAAGAAAGUGUUUGUUAGUUAAAUGCUGCACUUAAAACUGUUUUUAAACAACUUUAUAUUUUAAACUAUUUUUUUUCGUUUCUUUUGGCAAAACAUUAAUUAUACGAAAAAAAAGUAAAACAGUUUCUUUGAAUAAAAUACGAAAUAAAAAAGAAACUGAAAAACUCGCGUGGAAAAUUUUCCCCUCUUUAUCAACAAUUUUCUUUUAAUGUUUAUUUUGUGUGUUUUUGUUUUAAAACUAAACAUUAGUUUUCCCUCUCCUCAACAAAUUUGGAAAAUCUAACGUGUUUUCUUCAACUAAACGAGUAGUGUUUGUUACACUUGCUACAAAAUCUAAAUCUUCAGACAUCAGCGUCAUUGAUUUUUCAUUUGUGCAACAAUAUUUUUUUGUUUUCUGUUACCAUUUCAUGUUGCAGUUUGGAGUGCGUUUUGAGUUUUAUAAAACUACAAACAACAUCAUUUUUCAUAGACUAUCAACAAAUUCACUUACUUGGAAACUUUAGCUGCAUAUGUGAAAAAUAAGAAAAUCUUGUUGUAAAUCGAUUGCUGCAACUUACUUCUACAACAACUCUACCAUAUAUACUCUAACAUCAAACAUAAAACUAAUAACAACAACUACAACGUCUUAUUACAACAUAACUACCACAUUUUGAAGCAAGAAAAGAAACAAAACAAAAAAAAAAAAGUAAAAUAAAGCAAAAAGAAAAUCAGUGCAACAACUAUAACGAAUAAAUAAUAAUAACAACGACGAAAAAAAAAAUAAAUAUAAUAUUGCAAUUUUUUAAUUCAACGUGUAAAUAAAAUCAUAAAGUGCAUUAUUGUGUUUUUUAAGAAAAAAGAAAUAUUGAAGAAGAAAAAAAAUCACAAAUAAUUUUUGUUUUCAAAACAUACAGCAAAAAAAAAUUGAAGAAGAAAUAAGAAAUAGUUGCAUUAAUUGUUGUUGCAUUUUGGAAAAUUUGUGGUGUGAAUAUUUUUUUGCCUUUUGUUUUCCAAUUCGCGUGAACUUUAUUUCAUAAAACUAUUUCGAACUUAUACAAUUUUUGUUUUGUUUUGAGAUUUCAACAUUACCAAACGUCUUCAAAUCAGCAUAAUAAAUACAUAAAUUAACAGACAUCAACAUGUGUUUACUACAAAAUCUUUACACCAUAUUAUGGUUAUUUGGAUUAUUCUGUGUGAUUAGCAAUACAGCUGCUCAAUCACAACAAAACAAAAGAUCCUCACGUAUUACCAGUUCACGCACUAGCUUUGGUACUAAUGUUAAACCCUCUUCUUCAGGAGGCUCUUCUGCCUCCUCAUCGAGUGGUGUCAAUUUCGAUUGUCCCGAAGAGUUUGGCUACUAUCCCCAUCCCACCGAUUGUACUCAGUAUUAUGUGUGCGUCUUCGGUGGAGCCUUAUUGGAAAGUUGUACUGGUGGUCUUAUGUACUCUCAUGAGUUACAGACAUGUGAUUGGCCCCGUAAUGUAGGCUGCGAAGUAGUCGAUACUCAUGAACGUCGUCCACAGCAACAACAGCACAGCCAGCAACAUCAACAGCAAACUAAUGCUAAUCAACAUGUUCCCAGUAGAGUACGUUUUGGUUCGGCCUUUACCAGUCCCCAAGAGGUGAGAACACAACAACCUCAACAGGUUUUGAAAGCUACUGUACCACCUCAAUAUCACCGACAACCACCACAAGUUAUUCAAGCUCAAGUGCAGACAAUAUCGCAACAGUCGGAAAAUUCGAAUCCCAUAAUUACAUCUAGAGGUCAACCUAAACAUUUGCUGGAUGCUCAAGAGGAAAUUGCUAAGCUCUAUGCUGAUGCCCAUGAAUCCUUGUUACCCGUCGAGGAAGAAGAAAGUGAUCGUCAGCAACGUGUUUAUCGUGGUCAACCCAGUACUGUGAGUCAAGUGCAAAAAGAUCGUGAUGGUAUCAUACAUCAAGCCAGUAUCAAUGCCAUACCCAAUAAUGACAAAUUCAGUUCAUACAAUUUCGGUACACAAUACCGAACUGACAUGUUACUAGACCUUGACUUGCACAACAAUGGACUAGAAAAUGUUUUUGUUAUAGACUCUAAAGAUCUUGACCUCAAUGUUCACAAACGUGUUAAACGUGAUUUAGGGUUGGCCGCUACAGACAAAAUUGAAACAUUAACUGCCACUGAGAACCAAAAUCUUGCAAUAGAAAAAGAACAAACAGAACAACAACAACAAGAAAAUAAACAAAUUAGUAGCACUCAGUCCAGUAAAGUGGAAGACACCAAAGUGGUUAAAUACUCUUCGAAAUUCUCUUCAAAUGCUGAUGAGACUAUGCAGGAAAUAGAAAGUUUGGUUAAGGAGUUAUAUGGUCCUAAUAUAAAAGCUACCACCACUGAUGAUUUAAUGGAUUUGAUGGAAACAAAGGUUACACAAGAAUUGAAACUUUCAAAAAUGGUAUUGCAACAACAAAAAAUGGAAACCACUGAGGCAAUUCAAAGUGAAGCAAAAAAUGUUAUUAAAUCGGAAGAUAAUAUCUCUAAUUUAGAAGCUUCUAAUGAGCUUUCCCAUUCCGAAACUUCUAACAAAAAUCUGGUUGAAACUCUAGAAUCUUUAGCUCAAACUAGUGAUGCACAAGAAACUUCUACAAAUUUAGAUUUAGAUAAGGAAAUGUCUCAGAAUUUUGUGACAAAAGACUCCACAAAAACCUCUAAUAAACAUGAAACUCAAACGGAAGUUUUAUCAUUCUCACGAGAACCCGAAGAUAUGGAAUAUUUGGAUACUGGGGAUAAUGUAGCAGCAGAAUCCGCUAGAAUUAUAAGACAAUUAAGACCCUAUAGUGGACGCUCUAGAUCUCAAUGGUUUGGAAAUGGGGCAGGAGCAGCAGCACCGGGUACAAACUAUCGUUCUAUAGAUGCUCAUCCAUAUCAACAGUCACAGCAACAACAACAACCUCAAACUUCGUAUUCCUUUGGGGCCUUUAAUCCCUAUCUCUCACCACCUGCCACGCCCACAUAUGCUGCUCUCAACUCACUUAAUGUCCAAUAUAAACCCAAUAGCUAUCAACAAGGUUUCUCACAAAAUGGCAACUACAAACAACAAAAACCCAAAGUGGUCUACACAGGCUAUAAUUUAUCAUUACCUCCACCAAAAGCCACUACUAGUGAGAAUGAUUUUCGACCGGUAGUGGGUAAAUAUUACAGCACUAGUACUACUACACGGCCUACUUACCUUAAGAACACCGAUUUAUUACCUUAUAUACUCAAAUCUCUGCAAGAACUUAAGGAACAACGUAAAAAACUGCAAGCUGAAAAUUUCAGUUAUUUCCACUUGGACAAUCAACCCACUACUCUCAGACCCUUUAAUGAAUACAAAUCAACUACUCCGAAAGUAACGCCUAAUUCUCAUUUUUCGCAAAUCUCAACAGUAGGAGGAUUUUACAAUAACAAAAACUUGCAACAGCAACCCAACAAACAUUAUCAAAAUAAUAAUCCUUAUAUUAGCAAUAUUAUACCCACUACCACGGAAAGUAAUUAUUUCAAAUACAACUUAAUAGCCAAUCAACAUAUGAAGAAUUUCUAUAGCACUUUAAAACCGCCGAGUAGCAAUUUUGAUUUUACUACACCCUCACCUUUUAAUACGAAUUUCAAUAUUAUCAAACCUCCUAAGUUAGUGUUGCAACAGGGCAACUAUGUGGACUUUGGUAAAUUUCCGAAUGGCAUUAGCUAUAGCAAUACUUCGUCGACUUUACCGGAAUCGUAUCAAACCUUUGGUACUACUCUAACCACCACCGCAGGCCUAAAACCUAGCCAAGAAACUUCCUCCUCAAAACCAUUGAAAUUGCAAUUUAAUCUGCCAGAUUUUCUCACAAAUCUACAAACUAAAGAUAUGGCUCAUCUUAAUCCCGCCGUAGUCGAUAUGUUGAAAUAUUUUAAGGCCGUUAAUAAACCGGAUUCAUCCAAAGGUAGUCAUCAAACUAACAAAGUUAAAACUUCUCAACCUGUUUAUGUGCGUAAUGAAUUACAAACGCAAUCGAUCAGCACUACCAAAAGACCCAUUAAAGGUUAUGAAAGUUUCUUAAAUAGUUUAAACAAACCCACUACUAUCAAACCAAGCUCCAACAAGCCUUUCCCCUCUACCUUACAACAACAAGAAGAAUACUAUGAUGAAUAUGAGGAAGAAGAAAAUGAAUCAGUGGGCAUUGAUGCCGAUGAAGAUGUACAACCACCCUCUGAAAUGCCACCUUAUAUGCCUAUGACCGAGACCAUGGCUCCACCAAGAUCACAAAUGAUGCCUGCUGCGAAACCCACAGAAAAUCCCAAUAAAAAUCAACAUGAUUACAGUACCAGCUAUAUCCAAGCUACCACAUCUAGACCUUUAUUUUCGCCCAAUUUUGAGCAGUUCUAUCAACCACAAACGAAUGCCCAAGCCAAUCCUAAUCAAAUACCUUCCUUCAUUAACUUCCCCACAGACUAUUUCCAGGAAAUCAAACAAAAACUGCCUAAUCGACCACAAAACGCACAAAUACCUCAACUUAGUGUUAAGCCCACGAUCUCAACGACAACACGACUGACCUCUAGCACCACCAAACAAACAACUACUGCAACUACUAGCUCUACGACAACUACCACCACAACUGCAAGACCCAUGACUACUACAGCUACAACGCCGCGAAUACGUUAUACCAUACGACCAAAUCGUUUUCGCGGACAAAAUAGAUGGCAAUCGUCGGCGAAUAAUAACAGCAACAACAACAACAAUAGUAAUAAUACGAACAGCAAUAAUAAUAACAACAAUAAUACAGCCAUGAAAACAUUGACUUUAGACUUAAAGGAAAGACCUUUAAGCAUAAGAAAACGUCCCACCUCAUUGGCUUCUAGUACUAGUAUGGGCUCCAAUAUGGGCACCGGCAGCAAUAUGAACUCUAACGGACAAAAUCAUAGCAACAGGGAUAUAGAAUAUCAACAACAACAGCAGCAACAACAACAGCGUCAGCAGCAACAACAUCGUCCACAAUCCCAACAACAACAAUAUCAACAACCCAUAAGAUCCCAACCUCCACAAUCGACUUAUCGACCAUUGGAAAUAUUUACUACACCAGCACCGCAACCACAGCUUCCUGCGCUACGAGAAACUUACAAACCCCAACAGCCUAAACCCCAGGAAAGACCUACCUAUCAAACAAAUCAACAAGCUUUGGUAUAUAAUGCAGAUUAUGAUGAUGAUUUGAUAGCACAAAUCGAACAAGAUAACGCCUACGAUCAACCCACUAGACCACCACCAUCAAGAUCCAAACAAACGCAUGCAAAUAAAAAAUUACAACAACCAGAACUACAACAACAACAACAACAAAAGUCACAAAAACAUUUAAGACCAGAACCCAACACACAAUUCCAGACAACAACAACAACUCCCUCCCCUAUCACCACCACAACAUCAUCAUAUCCCACUUCAGCCCAAUCUCCCACCUUAUAUAACCCGAUAACCACUAAACCCAAACUUCCUCAACAUAUCCCUCAAACGGUUGUUAACGAAUCGGAAAUUUCCACGGCAAGAGUAAUUGCACAAACACAUCCACACUCUAGACAGGUGCUAGCAUCCAAAAGUUCAAAAACUCACAAGGAUGCCAAUUUACAGAGUCUAGAAGAUGUUGAGACUGUGUUCGAUGAGAGUCAAAAUGUUCAAGUACAAAGUGCUGAGCCACCAAAAAGUCGCAAUUCCGGUACUCAUUUUAAAACAAACACACAACAUGAUCGAGGUGCUUACGCCUCCGAAAACUAUGCUACCAGUCCGCGCGGUAAUCUUGUGCGUUCCCAAACCGAUAAGUCUGCUAACGAGUUCAAAGCAAAAAGUUACGAUAUAUAUGGAGGACUUAAAAGCAAUGAAUUUACCGAAGAUAAAAAAUCUAAAACAAAUUUCAAAGAUGUUAAAACUCAAAUCAAAAAUUAUGUUAUAUCAGAUGUGGCACCGCAAAGUUUCAAACCGCCCUCGACGGAAAUAAGUGCCCGAGGUAAAUUGGAAUCAGAAGAAGAGGCGGAGGUAUUAAAUGGUGCCAGUUCCUCUACCACACUAAGAUAUCCGGGAACGUUUAAAACCUCAACGGAAGCCAAACCAUUUGAAUAUAGUUUACAAACGGGUAAAAAUGGUUUUACAUUAAGAGCCCAGCAGUUGCCACACAUAGAAGAAACCUCAAAGCCUUUAUAUGAAAGAAGACCAGCCAUACAAUACUUUAGUAUACCUUCAACAAGUUCAACCACUCUCAAGACCACAACUCCAACUACAACUACAAGUUCUACAACAACAACUACCACCACAACAGAAGCUACUACAACCAAACCCACCACCACUACAAGCACAACAACUACCACCACCACAGCAAAGCCAAUAUUUAAACCACAUACUGAAAUAGUUUAUGUAGAAACCUACUACGAUGAUGAUAUACAGCCCACUACAUAUGCACCUCCUUUAAGAACAUGGCGCAAUGGUAGACCAACCAUACAAACUAUACCACCAACUUCAACCAGCACUUUCAGUCCCAGAGCACAAACUUUCUAUGAUUACAGCUAUAGAAUACCAACGGAAUCUAGUAAAUUACAAUCGUUGGCUAAGGAAUAUUUGCCCAGAACAACAAGCACAACUACUACUACAACUACAACCACCACUCCCAAACCUACAACAACUACUACUACUACAACCACAACGCCGAAGCCUAUAACAACAACUUCUACCACAACGCCUAGAACUACAACUACUUCCACAACUACUACAACUACCACUACUGAAAGACCUAUACAAACAUUUACCGCUAGAUCGGCCAAUUUCAAAGAUAAUUUACAAAAAACCACCACAUUGGCCAGUCAACGCUUUGUAUCACCAUUUAAGAGUUUAGAAACUCUCUUACAAAAAGAUGAAAGAUCAUCAUUUUCGAAUGUGAGACCCACAAUUAAACCGAAAUAUUUCACACAACCCAGUACACAACAUCCAUUUUUGCAGACCACUAGUAAACCCUUAAGAAGCUAUUUCAUAAUAACUUCCCCACCGAAAAAUAUCAAUGAGACCUUAAUUGCCACAAUGGCCACAAAUACAAGGAAUAUCAGUAUAAGUGAUGUAGUAAUCGGAAAUCUAAGAAAUAGUCAUAAUAAGGCGGGUUUAAGUACAACAACUACGACUACGAGCAGCACUACAACUACCACUAAAGCGCCAACAACCAGCACCACCACCGAAAGUACAACACCCACUACUAUAUCGACAAUAUUGAAUACCUCCUCUUUAAGAGUCUACAGCCAUAAUCGUAAUGAAGUUUCCGAAAGACCUAGACCACGAGGUAGAUCACGGUAUACCGCAGCCACUGCUACUAAUCUAUUGGAAAGGGAUGAACCUACAACAUAUGUACCAAAGCAACGUUUCAAACCUGUUGCUGAGGAAAUAACUACUACCACAGCACCAGGUGCUCAACUACAGGGCAGACGUAAGAUACAAAGAGCCCGUAUAGCGGCUCUACAAAAUCAAAGAAUUCCUACGGUAAAUUCCAUUAAACCUAGAGAGAAUUAUCAAAGCUUUAAGCAAGAGCUUAAAAAGCAUUAUGAAAAUGAAGCUUUAGACCAACAUCCAAGAGCUGAAGCUUUAAUAGCCGGUCCGGUAUUGAAUAAUCAGGAUAACAGUAUCGAAAGUACUAAAUCAACAGAGACCACAGAAAAAGAAACUGCCAUAACAGAGAGGCCAUUGAAAUAUUACUACUCCAAUAAAUAUAGACAACAAACCGGUGAACAUACUUUGGCAGAAAGUUUACAAAAUGCUGGCUAUAUAACAUCUUCGACAAAACCGGGAAAUACUAAAUUUAAAACCUCUUCGGUACUCGAACAAUUGCAAUUAUUCUUGGCCGGUGUGGAUAGUGAUGAAAAUGAAUCAUCAUCACCGCAAUUUGUUAAUGAAUUUUCCGAACCCGAAAUUAAGGCAGCAGUACAAGAAAUUAAAAAUCUUUAUGCUUCCACCGGACAAAGACCUUCAUGGACUACGACUACCACUACGACUCUUAGACCUACCACUACCGCCAAACCCCCAACCACUGCCUAUAGCACUAGCACGGCAUUACAGACAACUAAUUUGAAUUCUUUACAACACUCAAGCACACAACACACUACCACACCCACUACAACAACAACAGCAACAACAAAAACAUCUGCUACAGCUAAAGCCAACACACAAAAAUCAAAUCAAAUUAGUUUCACUUCACCGACCACAACCACGCCUAAAUACUUUCCCAAAUUUCCAUCCUCAACCUAUAGUUAUUUAACUUCCUCGUCUUCCUCCUCAACUACAACAACUACAACAUCAACUACUACUACUACAACAACAACACCGCAACCACCACCAUCACAACCUCCUGCUUAUGCCUACUCCAGUCAUACAAACAAACAUUCAACAGCGGGAGCAGCAUCUUCAUCCUCGGUUAACAUACCACCAGCUCGUGUCUCUAGAGUCAAUAAUGCUCUAAAAUCAUCAAUAGCAGCAGCUGCUACUGCCUCCCCCUCCUCUUCCUCCUCGCUCAAUGGUAACAAUAAUGCUGGGCCUAAUUCCUCCUCAGCGGCAGCGGGAAGAUCAAAUAAUAAAUUCUCUCUGGGUUCUACGGUUAAAUGUUCUGAUUCUACGUCCAAUGCUAAAUGCAAUGAAAUCCCUACGAGAAUCAAUUCGAAUAGCAACAGGAAUCGCGGUAAUUCAGCUUAUCAAGGGGAUCGUGAUGCGGCACCAGUAACUAGCAAUCGUGGAACACAUCCACCACGUACUCGUCCUACAUUGAAACCUUCCGGUACAAUUGUGAGCAAAGCUCAAGAAUUUGUCGAUAUCUAUAAAAAUCCUCCAUUCAGACCCGAGCCCCUCUAUCCACAACCUCAACCUGAUAAAACCGCAGCCAAAUGCCGUAAAGAUGUGUGUCUAUUACCCGAUUGUUAUUGUGGUGGCAGAGAUAUACCCGGAGAUUUAAAAUUGGAAGAAACUCCUCAAAUAGUAUUGAUAACAUUUGAUGAUGCUGUUAGUACACUAAAUAUCGAUUACUAUGAUGAAAUAUUUAAUAAUGAAACACGUAAAAAUCCAAAUGGUUGUCCCAUCAGGGGUACAUUUUAUGUAUCUCACGAAUGGACCGAUUAUGGUAUGGUCCAAGAUUUAUAUGCGGAUGGCCAUGAAAUGGCUUCACAUACCGUAUCACAUAGUUUUGGUGAACAAUUCUCGCAAAAGAAAUGGACUCGUGAAGUAGCUGGACAACGUGAAAUCUUAGCAGCCUAUGGUGGUGUUAAACUCUCCGAUGUCAGAGGCAUGCGUGCUCCUUUCUUGUCAGUGGGUGGCAAUAAAAUGUAUAAAAUGUUAUACGAUUCCAAUUUCACUUAUGAUUCUUCAAUGCCUGUCUAUGAAAAUCGUCCACCAUCUUGGCCCUAUACUUUGGAUUAUAAAAUUUUUCACGAUUGUAUGAUACCGCCGUGUCCUACCAAGAGUUAUCCCGGUGUUUGGCAAGUACCAAUGGUUAUGUGGCAAGAUUUGAAUGGUGGUCGUUGUUCUAUGGGUGAUGCUUGUUCUAAUCCUUCGGAUGCUGAGGGUGUAACGAAAAUGAUUAUGAAGAAUUUCGAAAGACAUUAUACAACAAACAGAGCACCAUUUGGUUUGUUCUAUCAUGCUGCCUGGUUUACUCAACCUCAUCAUAAAGAAGGUUUUAUUAAAUUUUUGGAUGCUAUCAAUGCCAUGCAAGAUGUUUGGAUUGUUACCAAUUGGCAGGCUCUACAAUGGGUUAGAGAUCCUACGCCCAUUUCGAGAAUCAAUUCAUUCCAACCCUUCCAGUGUGAUUAUUCGGAUCGUCCCAAACGCUGCAACAAUCCUAAAGUAUGUAAUCUUUGGCAUAAAUCAGGCGUUCGUUACAUGAAGACCUGUCAACCCUGUCCAGACAUUUAUCCAUGGACCGGCAAGACUGGCAUACGAUCAUCACGUAUCGAUAACGAUAUUGAAGAAACAGCGUAAAUAAUAACUAAUUAAACAUUUGGACAAAAAGUUAUAAUUUUUUGUUUAUAAAUAAAUUUUAUAAAAAUUUUUUUAUGGCACAAAAUAUUUAGAUAUUCAAAAUUCUAUACAUAAAAACAUUCACUCGUUUUUUUUUCAAAUAAAAAAAAUUAAAAUCAUUAAAAAAAUUAAGCACAAAUUAUAAAGUUUCUAAGUAAAUACAAAAAAAGCAAACAUUUAACGUUUAAAAAAAUAAACAUAUUAAAUA
Molecule: messenger RNA, 10440 nt
Organism: Lucilia cuprina (Australian sheep blowfly)
Lineage: Eukaryota; Metazoa; Arthropoda; Insecta; Diptera; Calliphoridae
Gene: Cda5
Product: putative mediator of RNA polymerase II transcription subunit 26
Exons: 13
Coding region: 1359-10193 (2944 amino acids)
Biological process (GO): carbohydrate metabolic process
Cellular component (GO): extracellular region
Molecular function (GO): chitin binding; hydrolase activity, acting on carbon-nitrogen (but not peptide) bonds
Source: RefSeq, a predicted model, not a curated record